AUGUUUGAAAGAAAAGACAAUUGCUAUGACCACCUGGCUGAGAUAGUGACUAUUUUUAACACAUUAGUAGAAAAUCUAGCGUUCACUAUACAAUAUGGUGGCGUUGACUACGACGUUGGUGUAAACAGUACGUACCUGGACGGUUUGGCUGAGUGCGAGCCUGGAUAUGCAUCCGUCUGGCAGUAUUGUGUAUCGUGUGGUAAGGGAACAUAUGCCACUAACGACUACUGUGAGAGCUGCCCUCGAGGCUACUACCAGGACGAGGAAGCACAGCCCUCGUGCAAGAAAUGUCCUGAUGGCUGGACCACUGCCGGACUUAUGUCUAGAGACAGCAUACAUUGCAAUGUUGAGAAACCCGAGGAAGACACCACAAUAAAUUUGAUUCUGUACAUAAUCAUUAUUGUGGUUGGAACUUUCUUUAUAAUUCUGGCAGUUGUAGGAAUUGUUUACCGGUUAAAGAAAAGGGGGAGUGGAGUACAACCCGAUGGUCAUAACAACCAGUAUAACACAUCUAACAACAUUGGUAACGUAAAUUCAAAUGAAAGGUUUCAAAUGAGUAACGUGGAGCCAGCCUAUGCUUAUAACACCAUGUACAACACACAUCACGACAAUGCGGUUACUAAUGCCAAUAAAAAGUUUCGUCCGACAACUUUUGAAGAAGAACUAAAUGCCUCGGUUGAGAGGAGGCGUCAACAUUUGGAUGACUAUCAUGGUGCUUACAAUAAUCCAAUUUACACAAAUGCGCGUGCUGAUCCGGUGGCGUAUACAGAUGCAAGUGGUGCUUAUAUUAUUUUAGAGACCAAUUUAGAUAAACCACCGUUAUCACCACAAACAGUAUACAAGAAAAAUGCAUGGGAAUAAAAUCGGUAUCCGAUAAACGUCAGACAAAGUACUCACUUUUUAUUCGAGCGCCAACAUGAUUGUACCGGAAGUGCUAGAAGUCAACUUCAGUAUCAAUUUUGAAUGCAUAGAAGACAUUCAGUGAUAUUUUGAUAAAUCUGUGAUAUUCAAAUUUGUGUUUUAAUUGUUAAAUUUUAUUUUGUUGUUUUAUAUAUUCUAGACAAUGUGCUACUAAUUGCUCACAAGUAAAUACAUGUACACAUUUUAUCAUGAAUAGCAGUAUAUACAUUAAAUGUCAUCACUUCUUCAUAAAUUGUUCGUUUACUAAUGCUAAUUAUCAUAUGUUUUAAAAAUGUAUUUAUAUAUUGUUAUAUUUUUUGUUGGUAUCUUAACAAUAUUACAUGUACUAACAUACUUGUUAAGUAAGUUAAACUUCAAGCAGAAAAAUAGUGCCCCUGUUACUAAAUGUAUUCAAUGUAUAUUUUACUUCUAAUGAUAUGUUAUAACAUGAGGGAUUUUUGUGAACCAAGCUUAAUAUUUGAAUAUUUAAAGACUGCGCAUUAAUUAUUUGUUAAUGACAGGCAUGUUAUCUAUGAAAUUAUUUACAAUUUGUAUUUUUUUUAUAUAUUGUUCACUUAUAGUUAGCUAUACGAAGUUUUUUGAGAUCACAUUCAAUUCAGUGUCGUCGUUCGUUAAAGAUUAUUUUGCAUAAAACGAUCUUAAACUAUAAUGUCUUUCUUACGUG
Ruditapes philippinarum (Manila clam) is the source of this 1585-nucleotide messenger RNA. RefSeq lists its product as uncharacterized. Bases 1 to 861 code for a protein of 286 amino acids. Lineage: Eukaryota; Metazoa; Mollusca; Bivalvia; Venerida; Veneridae. The transcript is spliced from 8 exons. The record is from RefSeq and is a predicted model, not a curated record.